This is a messenger RNA of Tuber melanosporum (Perigord truffle), 429 nucleotides long. RefSeq lists its product as uncharacterized. NCBI's taxonomy places the organism in Eukaryota, Fungi, Ascomycota, Pezizomycetes, Pezizales, Tuberaceae. The transcript has 2 exons. The record is from RefSeq and is a predicted model, not a curated record. Gene Ontology annotation, molecular function: ubiquinone binding; NADH dehydrogenase (ubiquinone) activity. Gene Ontology annotation, biological process: aerobic respiration; ATP synthesis coupled electron transport; electron transport coupled proton transport. Bases 1 to 429 code for a protein of 142 amino acids.
AUGGGAACUACUGAUUUUGAUGCGCUAUUCAAGGCAAACUUUAACAGUACAACACAAUAUUACUUAUUUGCUGGAAUAUUAUUUACAUUCGCUAUUAAUUUUACCUAUACUUCCUUAGCAUCUUUAUACUUUACUCCAUUAACAUAUGUAAUCUGCGUAAUAACUAUUAUUUAUGCUAGUCUUAACACUUUUCGUACCGUAGAUAUAAAAGAGUUAAUAGCUUAUUCAUCAGUUGCACAUGCAGCAGUAUAUAUACUAGAAGUUUUCAGUAACACAAUCCAAGGAAUCGAAGGAGCUAUAUUUCUAGGUCUAGGUCACGGAUUUGUGAGUUUAGGACUUUUCAUAUGUGUAGGAGCAGUACUUUACGAUCGUACUCAUUCUCGUUUAAUCACAUAUUAUAUAGGUGUAGCACAGCGCGCGCGGUUUUAA